Molecule: messenger RNA, 1062 nt
Organism: Lodderomyces theae
Lineage: Eukaryota; Fungi; Ascomycota; Pichiomycetes; Serinales; Debaryomycetaceae
Product: flavin adenine dinucleotide transporter
Exons: 1
Coding region: 1-1062 (353 amino acids)
Biological process (GO): nucleotide transport; folate import into mitochondrion
Cellular component (GO): mitochondrion
Molecular function (GO): folic acid transmembrane transporter activity; FAD transmembrane transporter activity
Source: RefSeq, a predicted model, not a curated record
AUGAGUAGAAAAGAUGCUGAAAACGGUCAAAUUCGCACUUCAGCUGUACGAUUUUCCCCGCGACAAGCUGAAUCGAUAGCAGGACUAUGUGCAGGGUUCGCAACGACUGUAAUUACUCAUCCCUUGGAUGUAAUCAAGAUACGACUACAAUUAUCUCAUAAUGUGGCCACGAACACUAAACACAAACCUUUUCAAUCAGUACUUUCCGUUAUACGUCAAAUAAACCAAGACGCGAGAGCUCAAUCAAGACAACAACAAUCAACACCCGCCAAACUGACUUCAUUUUUACGCAACAACUCCAUUGGCGGUAACUAUUUAAUCCAGUAUUAUCGUGGCUUGGCUCCCAACUUGAUAGGAAACAUAUCGGCAUGGGGAUGUUAUUUCUCCCUCUAUGCCGAGUUCAAAACCCACGUACACACGUCCAACUUGACCAUCAACUAUUUCGCCAGUUCCGUUUUAGCUGGAAUCACAACGUCCAUCAUAACCAACCCCAUAUGGGUGCUCAAGACGAGAAUUAUAGCCAAAAGUAACUAUGAGCGUGGUGCUUAUAAGUCGAUUCUUGAUGGGAUACAAACAAUGGUUCGCAGUGAAGGUGUGGCUAGUUUUUGGAAAGGGUCGAUACCAAGCAUGGUUCAGGUGCUUCAAGCCAGUUUACAAAUCACAAUCUACGAUCAUUUGAAAAAUCACCUACGCCGAAGCGCCAAAGCCACAACCACGGCCACAACCACGGCCACAGCCACGACAACGGCUGGCUCUGGAUCUAGAGCUGGUGAUGAAUUCCGUCUAUCCACAACACAAUACUUGUACUCAUCAGCAGUGUCCAAGAUCCUCAGUACAUUGGUAAUGUAUCCCACACAAGUUGUCAAGUCGCGACUACAAAACAACAAUCAAUCACGACACACGACUAUAAUGCAAGUGGUUCGUAACUUGUAUCUUCAUGAAGGAGGCGUAACUGCAUUUUAUAAAGGGUUGAGUGCCAAUAUAGUGAGGGUUGUUCCGGCCACCUGCAUCACUUUUGUCGUUUAUGAACACGUAAAGCGGAAACUAAUAGAGGGUAUUUAA